CCUCACGUCUGGUACAGUCAUCCCAAGCCCCUCCGGCGGGACUGUGAUGGCUGGAGAGAUGACGAUCUUAGGAUCAGCUGUUUUGACUCUCCUGUUGGCUGGCUAUUUGGCACAACAGUAUUUACCAUUGCCUACUCCUAAAGUGAUUGGAAUUGACCUUGGCACCACCUACUGUUCUGUUGGGGUGUUUUUUCCUGGCACAGGAAAAGUAAAGGUCAUUCCAGAUGAAAAUGGGCACAUCAGUAUACCCAGUAUGGUGUCCUUUACUGACAAUGAUGUAUAUGUGGGUUAUGAAAGCUUAGAGUUGGCAGAUUCAGAUCCUCAGAACACAAUAUAUGAUGCCAAGAGAUUCAUAGGCAAGAUUUUUACCCCAGAGGAGCUGGAGGCUGAAAUUGGCAGAUACCCAUUUAAGGUUUUAAACAAAAAUGGAAUGGUUGAGUUUUCUGUGACAAGUAAUGAGACCAUCACCGUUUCCCCAGAAUAUGUUGGCUCUAGACUACUGUUGAAGUUAAAGGAAAUGGCAGAGGAAUAUCUUGGAAUGCCAGUUGCCAAUGCUGUUAUUUCUGUACCAGCAGAAUUUGAUCUAAAACAGAGAAAUUCAACAAUUGAAGCUGCUAACCUUGCAGGACUGAAGAUCUUGAGGGUAAUAAAUGAACCCACAGCGGCAGCUAUGGCCUAUGGCCUCCACAAGGCUGAGGUCUUUCACGUCUUGGUGAUAGAUUUGGGCGGAGGAACUCUAGAUGUGUCAUUGCUAAAUAAACAAGGAGGAAUGUUUCUAACCCGAGCAAUGUCUGGAAAUAACAAACUUGGAGGACAGGACUUUAAUCAAAGACUGCUUCAGUACUUAUAUAAACAGAUCUAUCAAACAUAUGGCUUUCUACCCUCUAGGAAAGAGGAAAUUCACAGAUUAAGACAAGCUGUGGAAAUGGUCAAAUUGAAUCUGACUCUUCAUCAGUCUGCUCAGUUGUCAGUAUUACUAACAGUGGAGGAAAAGGACAAGAAUGAGCCUCAGAGUAGUGACACUGAACUGCCAAAGGACAGAUUUUCUCCCUCUGAUGACCACCACAUAAACAGUGUGUUUGGAGCUAGCCUUUCUGAAAAGAAAAGUGGAGAAAGUCAGGUGUUGUUUGAAACAGAAAUAUCACGAAAGCUCUUUGACGCGCUUAAUGAAGAUCUCUUCCAGAAGAUACUUGUACCUAUUCAGCAAGUGUUAAAAGAAGGCCACCUGGAAAAGACUGAGAUUGAUGAGGUGGUUUUGGUUGGGGGUUCUACUCGUAUUCCUCGAAUCCGCCAAGUCAUUCAAGAGUUCUUUGGGAAGGAUCCCAACACUUCUGUAGACCCUGACCUGGCAGUGGUGACAGGAGUGGCUAUCCAAGCAGGGAUUGAUGGAGGCUCUUGGCCUCUCCAAGUCAGUGCUUUAGAAAUUCCCAAUAAGCAUUUGCAAAAGACCAACUUCAACUGAAUUCUGGAGGGAUAAGAUUAUUUGUGAUUGUCUGAUGAGCCUCUUCCUCUUUAUCAGACCACCUCCAAUAAAAAAGAAAAUCUCUAAAAUAUCUCACAAAUUUACCUGAAAGGUAACAUUUAGAUACACAGAAUUUUACAUAACAUUUUGGUUUAGGAUUAAAUAAGACAGAUUGAUCCUAUUUGAUUUUGGAGAGAUCUCAUUUCAACAUACGCUUUUAAAAUUAUAGAAUUGAGGUAAAAGUGUUAUAGGAGCUUGGGUAACUUUGUUUUCUGGAUUCUGGAAGUAGAUAACCAUAUGCACUUAAAAUUACAUUCUGUAAAUAUUGCCUCGUGCCCAUAUUACGAUUCCCAGUUCUUACUAAAUUAUAUUAGCAGGAGCUGGUAAUGGAUUUACUUGGUUAUCAUAUGUAACUAUUAGUUUGAACUAUACUUGAAGGACAGUAUUGGAGUCAGGUUUUUACAUUGGCUGGGAGAUAGCAGUAUUAAUAUAAGCUGCAUGUAUAAUGUUCAGUAUCUGCCAUAUUCUAUAAUAAAUUUACUUUCACAAAUUCA
Nyctereutes procyonoides (raccoon dog) is the source of this 2016-nucleotide messenger RNA. It is a transcript of the gene HSPA13, whose product is annotated as heat shock protein family A (Hsp70) member 13. Gene Ontology annotation, biological process: protein refolding; vesicle-mediated transport; cellular response to unfolded protein. Gene Ontology annotation, molecular function: ATP hydrolysis activity; misfolded protein binding; ATP-dependent protein folding chaperone. The transcript has 5 exons. Lineage: Eukaryota; Metazoa; Chordata; Mammalia; Carnivora; Canidae. Bases 47 to 1462 code for a protein of 471 amino acids. The record is from RefSeq and is a predicted model, not a curated record. Gene Ontology annotation, cellular component: cytoplasm; cytosol; plasma membrane.